AUGAGCUUUGAUGUCAAAUCUGAAAGUUUCACUCCGAUUAAAUAUCCGGAGGGUCUUUCUCAUUUGGAGUUUGAUAUGAUACCUUAUGACGGAAGGCUAGCCUUGGUUACUUAUAGCUCUGACUUAGGUAAAGUUGAUCUCUACAUUUUAAAGGAUGCAGAUGACACCGAUGGAAGCAUCAAAGCGAUCUUUACAUAA
Eruca vesicaria subsp. sativa (arugula) is the source of this 198-nucleotide messenger RNA. The record is from the annotation of a GenBank genome assembly. Lineage: Eukaryota; Viridiplantae; Streptophyta; Magnoliopsida; Brassicales; Brassicaceae.